ACAGUUACGCUAUGUAAGAGCUAAACCGGUUUCUGAUUUAAGACUCCUUAAAACCCAAACUGUUGACGAAAGGAAAUAACAGAAAAAGAAAUACUAUGCUGACGAAGAAGACAUUCCAGCAUCUUUUGACAAGGACUCCCAGGAUUCUGACCUUAUGUGUUAUUUUAAUGCUGCUGUUAACUAACUUAUUUUUGUAUAUAUUGGACGAAUUCCCUUCUACCUCAACUAUUAAACUUGACAAGACCAAGAAAAAUUUUACUGAUGUUUCAUUAGAAGAAUCUGAGCGUCGUUCUGGAAGAAACUUGUUAAAAGAGAACUGUAGAACAAGAUCUGAAGCCAGCAUGACUCCUUUAUCUCAAGUUCUAAGAAAUCUCGUCGUUAUAGAUAGAUACAAAGUCUUAUAUUGCCGGGCUGGCAAGACUGGCAGCUGGACAACUCUUCAACUUCUAUAUAAUUUAGAAUUAAACACUAAUAUUAGUCGCCAUGAGGUGAGGAAGCUGGCCUUAGAAAAGCCAUUGCCAGUUCUUUCAGAUUUUUCUGAGAAGGAUAUCCAACUACGUCUUGCUACUUACAAAAAGUUUCUUGUGGCUCGGAAUCCACUUGAAAGAAUGGCGUCCGUGUGGAGCGGUUUUUUCGCAACUUACCCUUGGUUCGGAUGGAACGAGAAAUAUCAAAGUAUGAUGGAAACAAUUUGCCCGAAUACAACUGCAAAAAAGGUGGUUUGUGAUAGAGUAACAGAAAUCAAAGGGAUUGGAAACCAGACUCAUCAACUUGUACCGUUUAGAGCCUUUGCAAAGGCCGUAGCCGCCGCUGGGAAUAUAACAAAGUUCUCCAAUCCACAUUGGACCCCCAUUAACAAAAUAUGUAGUCCUUGUCUGCUACAGUACGACUUCGUUGCCCACACUGAGAGUUUGGCUGAAGACCUGAGGACUUUUUUUCAGAUAGUUGGGGUUGCUGAAAAAAACAACAUAUUUCCUCAAAAGCGCACGAGAAUCGGGGACAAAAUGCUUUUGGAAGUAUUUAAGAAAGUACCAAUUGAAGAUAUUUACCGAAUUGGCGAAAGAUACAAAGACGAAUAUGCUUUUUUUGGUUACUCUUUCGAGGACGAUUUGCAAAAGCUUAUCCAUGUAGGUUAAUGAAAUGACCAGUUAAUGAAGCAACUCGUUUAACCACUUGUACGCACUUUAUACCUUCUUAAAGUGCCAAGAUCUAACACCAAGCUUCACAUGUGUUCAUAUGUUCAAAGGCCUAACGGAUAUAUAUGGAUUGGACCAAUGGAUACGCAGCUACCUUGGAAAUAGGAAACAAACUGUCUUUGGCAGCUUUUCAUUUCACAGAAAAUUCAAGAAACCAAGUGCAGUGCACCGCAGGAGAGCUACCUUGGACAAUUAUUAUUUUCCAAAUUUGUGAACAAUCUUCCCACCAUAACAAAGUAAAGUACAGACGU
Messenger RNA from Branchiostoma belcheri (Belcher's lancelet), 1447 nucleotides. Its product is annotated as carbohydrate sulfotransferase 9-like. The transcript has 7 exons. Gene Ontology annotation, biological process: carbohydrate biosynthetic process. Gene Ontology annotation, molecular function: sulfotransferase activity. Gene Ontology annotation, cellular component: membrane. The record is from RefSeq and is a predicted model, not a curated record. The coding region runs from base 96 to 1136 and encodes 346 amino acids. Lineage: Eukaryota; Metazoa; Chordata; Leptocardii; Amphioxiformes; Branchiostomatidae.